GACGUGAGGCGGCGUCGUUAACGCUCACUCACUGGCAGAUUACUGGAUUUGAUGAGCUACUUCCACAUGAAGCGCCCGGACGCACCGAUGGAGUAUUCUGUACGCUUUUUAAAGCACGGAUAUCUGCGAGGCUGCAGCGGCCGGUGUGCGAUGCGAACUGAGCCGUGGGUGGUGUAGACCCCCUCCCCGCACCCCACACACCCCCAAACGCGUUAUCCGCGAGCACCCACCAUCCCUCUCAACCGGGACGCACAGUCUUGUUUCACUCUACCUGGGGAACAUGUCCCGGGCAGCGGCUAUCGCGAGCUCCCUGAUCCGCCAGAAGCGGCAGGCGCGGGAGCGGGAGAAAGCGAAUGCCUGCCGCGGCAGCGGCAGCCCGAGCAACAGCAAAGGCACAAACGAGAAGCCCAGCAAGCUCAACGUGUUCUCGCGUGUCAAAUUGUUUGGAUCGAGGAAGAAACGGAAGAGAAGGCGACCACCAGAGCCCCAGUUAAAGGGCAUUGUGACCAGGCUUUCCAGUCGCCAGGGCUUCCAGCUGCAGAUGCAGCCUGAUGGCACCAUUGAUGGAACCAAGGAUGAAGACAGCACCUAUGCUGUGUUCAACCUGAUCCCGGUGGGGCUUCGCGUGGUGGCCAUCCAGGGCGUCCAGACCAAACUCUAUCUGGCAAUGAACAACGAAGGAUUUCUCUACACCUCUGAACAUUUUACCCCGGAGUGUAAGUUCAAGGAGUCUGUGUUUGAGAACUACUACGUCACCUACUCCUCCAUGCUGUACCGGCAGCAGGCCUCAGGGCGGGCCUGGUACCUCGGGCUCAACAAGGAGGGUGGAAUCAUGAAGGGGAACCACGUCAAGAAGAACAAGGCCGCCGCACACUUCAUACCGAAACCGCUCAAAGUGGCCAUGUAUAGGGAGCCCUCUCUCCAUGACCUGACAGAACUCUCACGGUCAGGCAGCGGCACACCGACAAAGAGUCGCAGCGCUUCGGCUCUACUUAACGGCGGAGGGAAGUCGCCCAGCAACAAUGACUUAUCCUAGCCCUACACCCCUCACACACACACACACACACUCACACACACACACACACAUACACACACACACACACACAAACACAAACACAAACACACACUCACAGAUCUCAGGCCGACAUGCCCACACAUCAGGCUGGUGAGGGAUAGGAGGAGGAGAAAACGAAGGAGGACAGGAAUGUGUUCUUCCACUUAACGGAGCCCACUGUGACUGACUGUGAUGUAAAUAAAUCAAGGACAAUCAAUCCGUCUGGCUCUGCUGCUCUGGUCUGCAGAGGGACAGGACCUUUGAAUCUCUCCCCUUGACUACUCUUCCUGCUGUAUCAUAACCAGACAGAACAAGCGAGGGAGAAGGAGUAAGAACCGAUGGACAGAGAGAGUCAGUCAGUCACAUAGUCAGAUUAACAGACUGUUAAAGAGAACCAAAGAGUCCAAGUAUUAACUAAGUUAUUGCAGUUAAAGGAAAGUCAGAGGAAGUUAGAGUGUGACAAAGGAAGGAAGGAAGGAAGGAAGUCUUUAUCUAUUCUACCGUAUGCUAUGUUUACACAGAGCUCAUGGGGUUAAGUCAUAUUUUUAAAAAUGACGAACGUAUUCCUUGUACACU
This is a messenger RNA of Plectropomus leopardus (leopard coralgrouper), 1630 nucleotides long. RefSeq names its product fibroblast growth factor 13b (gene fgf13b). Gene Ontology annotation, molecular function: growth factor activity. Lineage: Eukaryota; Metazoa; Chordata; Actinopteri; Perciformes; Serranidae. The record is from RefSeq and is a predicted model, not a curated record.